Messenger RNA from Frankliniella occidentalis (western flower thrips), 4737 nucleotides. RefSeq lists its product as uncharacterized. The record is from RefSeq and is a predicted model, not a curated record. Gene Ontology annotation, biological process: resolution of meiotic recombination intermediates; interstrand cross-link repair; DNA replication. The transcript has 13 exons. Gene Ontology annotation, cellular component: nucleus; Slx1-Slx4 complex. Bases 489 to 4469 code for a protein of 1326 amino acids. Gene Ontology annotation, molecular function: enzyme binding. Lineage: Eukaryota; Metazoa; Arthropoda; Insecta; Thysanoptera; Thripidae.
GGGGGGUCGAGCCGUGCCGAAGGUGUUUGCGUUCGCAUGCACAGUGACUACAGUGCACCCAGCAAAACCUGCUAGUUCAUGGGAAAUGACAGAAAAGAAAACAAAUUAUUCAUUACUGUCACAUUGGUUCUGAGUCCUUGAGAUUUUAAGCGGGUUUAGUGGUUUUCUGGUCUUCUGUCGCUCUAAUAGUGCCAAUGGUUGACCUCAAAGACCGAAUUUCCAAACCCCGUGGUCUCAAAGGAACACCUACCUAUUCGUAUGUCAACAAGGCCUCUGGAGUCGCUUUUCUCUGCAUAUGGGGGUUUUCACUCACCCUAGCAUACUUUUAUCUACGUGAUAAAAACAUACACUUCUUUACACCAGAAGAACUUAGACAACGGAGCGAUGAGAAGUGGUUGGAGGGUUACAUAGAGAGUAAAAAGUUUGCCGGAAAGCAAAAAGAACGGGCGCUACAAGACCAAAAGUGGUACCCAGACUAAACUUUAAACAUGGAUAAACAGCCAAAACGGAGGGUUCUUUCCCUUUCCUUGUCUCAACCAUCAAGGCAACAAAAAAAACUAAAGCUCAAGCGACACGUCUCAGCAAGCUCUGACAAGGAAAUUGAAGAGAAUCAGCCGUGCUCGAAGACUAAUUGCAACAUAAGGGAUCCGACCAAUCCACCUAUUUUUAAAUCUCAGAAUCAGCCAACAAGGAAUGAAACUUUUACACAGUCCAGUAGUAGUGAGGAAAAGGAUUUGCCCAAGGCAACUUUUCAAAGUAAAUUGCCUGCCCAAGCCGACCCUGAAUUCCAAGAUUGCUCUGAUUCUAAGGAAGUUAUCACUAAUACAUCUCGAAUAGAUUGCCCUACUGAUGAGCAAGUAGAUAAGAGUGGCCUUACUGAGGAUGAGAGUAAUAUCACAAGGCUUGGGGAGGAUAAUCCUGAAAAAAACACUCUCUCUCAGUCUAUUCAGUUAAAUAUUCAGGAUAUAAAAAAUGGUGAGGAAAACGGGAAUAUCCGUGAACUUGAACCUGGAUCAAAUACAAAUAUCUCAAGUACUGACGUGAACAUAUCUGUCGCUCACGAGACAGAUGUAGAGGUUCUCCAAUGUCCUUUAUGCCAUAAAAUUUUUGAGAAACUUCUAUCAAAGACAUCCCAUUUAAAAAGCUGUGCCUCAAAACACAAACUCCCAACCCAUCGACUUAUUGAAAUACUGGAACUUCAAAAACGACAAGCAGCAGAAAGAAGAGUUUUAGGUUUGCCUGAUGUUCAACCACUUCCUGCAGUUAUUAAAAAAACAGUGUCAGUGAAGAAGGAGAAUCGCCAAGUGCCUAAAAUGGAUAGUAAUCUUCAACUGGCAAUGGCGCUUUCAUUAUCCAUGCAGGAUCAGAAACUGUCUGUAGAACAUAAUGCAAGAGAAAUAUCAUUAGAUCGCUUCGGAUUCACUAGUAAAUCUGUUCUGGAAGCAGCCCAAACUAGACCAAACCUCCCUUCAACUCGAGGUAAAGCAAACACAGCAGCAAAAUCUAAACCAGUUCUGUUAACACGUACCGCUGAAGAGAGGCAGCAAAUAAUAACAGAAAAAGUGGCAAUGGUACUUCUUGAAGAAACUGAAGUAAAUAAAAGAGAGAGCUUAAAUGCAGUUAAUUUAAAGUCCACAUUUCUUCAAGAAGUGUAUGAUGAGGAGAAUAUACUGUGGUCCAAGGCUUUUACCUCUCCAUCCAAAAAUGAUAGAGCCUCUUAUUAUGUUCAAAGUUUGCGGGGCUUUAUAUCUCCUAGCAAAGUAGAAAUAGGAUCCAAAGUAAUGCAUUUAUCACAAGUUGUUGGCCGCAUGAAUACACCAUCAAAGUCUAUGAAACAGAAAGAGGACGUUGACAUAGUCUCCACAUCUCCUACCGAAGAAGAUAGUUCAUCCGAUCAGAGUUCUCCUCUGCAGAAUGAAUUGAAGAAUCCUGCCCAUAUUGAAAUGAAACUAAGAGCAAAACUUUUCAAUGACUGGGCAGGUAUGGUAAACAACACAUCCAUGAGUGAUUUAAUGAUCUAUCCUCAAGAGGGAAGGGAAAUUCCUACACACAAGUUGAUUCUUAAUGUCCGCUGUCCUCGAAUUCUUAGAGACAUAUCAAAGCAGUGUAAUUCUCUUACUGGGAAUCAGGUAGAAGUAAUUAUGUGGUCAAAAACCCCACAUGCUGCUGCUUUGGCUUUUCUAGAAUAUGUUUACUGUGGCUCUGUGAAGUCCAUACGUGUUUUAAGUGGAGACUUGACUAGUAUUACCUGGCUUGCAGCUCAUUAUAAAAUUUCAGACCUCUUACAAUAUCUGUGUGCUGUAAAAGAAGAAACUGCCUCCCUGACAGCUUCACAAAUAGUCCUGAAUGUUGUGAGAAACAUGGAUCAAACUUCAACAUCAUUUGAUUUUGAAAGUAGAGGUCAUGAAAGUGAAGAACCUCAACAGAAUGACAUUGAUUCUAACUCAAUAUCACAUAUUGAUGAGGGCAGAUCAUCUUGUAUUAAAAGGUUGUCUAAAACUUUAACUAAUUUAUCUACACCACCAGUUAAAGCAUCAUCAAAAAGUGAAACUGAUUCUAUCUACAGUGAAAUAACUGCUCAUGAGUCUGAAGUCCGUAGCCUCUGCUCGUCUCCAGACAUCUUUGGUGAUGAGGAAGUUGCAGAAUUACCAGAGGAAAGUCCAACUAAGGAGCCCAAUGUGGUAUGCCCUGAUGCUGUCAAGACGAAAGGGAUAUCACCUGAUCUGCAUGAUCUUAAAACUGAUUCAAGCGUUACUGGAAGACCUCCUUCUGCUACCUCCAUUUCAAGCGAAAAGACUGUUGUUUGUGAGAAUGCAUCAUCUCAUUUUCUUUGUUCAUCCACUGCCAAUGCUGAUGAUGAUAUAUCUGAUAAAGAUUCAUUUGCUGCUUCUCCUGCUUUCUCUGUUGCAAGUGCCGAAACUGAAAUUGUAGAUUUUAAUCAAAGUUGUUUGAAAAAAAUUAGCCGUCUAUCUAAUGAAUCAAAAAGAAAGCUUUCAAACAGUUCUCAAGAUGGCGACAAAAGUGCUUCUAAGCGCAAAUGUGCGCACGUCUCAGAUAGAGAUUCAGAAAAUAAAGAUGCUCAUGUUGAUUUUUUCGAUUUGACUCAAGAUUCAGAUUCUAGUUUAUCUCCUGCUGUUGUUGAAAAUAAUGAGAGUGCAGACUUAAGUGAUAAAGUUUGCAUAUCAUCUGAUAGUGAACUGCAAUACCAAGAAAAAAUCAUUUCAAGACCAGUGGAAGACAGUAGAAUAAUGGAUCCAGAUCCAGAUCCACAUCCACAGGAUGCAAAUCAUAGAGUAGGUUCAGGUGAUGAGUGCAAUAAUGAAAGACCUGAUUUGAUUAAACACGUUGAAGAUACUUAUGUAAGUCCUGUGUGGGAUGGGUUUGAGGACCUUCAGUAUGAUGACCCAUUUUUAGUCUCCCCACAACCUCUUGAUGUGAAUGAGCAGCAUAAAAUUGCAACUGCUAGCGCAAGGUCACCUCACAUCCAUAAUCUUAGUGAUAGCUCUCCUGGAAAUAUUUCACCUCAAGUGAUUUCUGAAUCAGAAAAGGGCAAAGAUGUAGAAGAAGAGAGCCCCUCUGACUCUGAAACCCUCCUGAGAAAUCCAACUAGAACUCUAAAUCCACCAACAUCCUCUGGUUUUGAUGCACUUCUCGAUGACUCUUUUAAUAUUAAUGAAACAUUAUUACAACAAGCAGAAUGUGGAAAAUUUACUCAGAGAGACACAAAGGGAACUCCGGUUAAUCGAAUUCUUUCAUCUCUAAAAGAUAAUGUUACUCCAUUGGCUAACUAUAGUGCUAUGAAAACACCAGAGCUGAAAAGGGAGCUGCAGAAGUUUGGUCUGAAACCAACCCUUGGUAAACGCAAGGGCAAAAUAAUGCUCCGUCAUAUCUACAGUGAACUUCAUCCAUGGGUUCCUGAGGCAACUGAUGAGAGGUUUCAAGAGGAACAUAGCUUAAGCCAACCAGUUGAGAUACAGCCUCUAGCUCAGACCAAUUCCCGAAAACUGACAUUUUCUAGUUGUGAAGGAGGGAGGAAAAAUGUAGAACCUGUUCAGAAGGAAGAUCAUACUUCUGAUUCUGACUCAGAUUCAGAUGAGCAAGCAAGCAAAGUGAAUACCAGUUUACAAGAAAUAAAGUUUAUGGAGGAUGAUUGUGAAGAACCUCAACUGUGCAGUCAAUCCAACCAGCCUGCAAGUAAAAAUCUUCCAAAAGUUGUCUAUGACUUUAUAACAAACGACACUAAGCUUCACCAACAAGUUCUUGAAUAUGAACCUAUAUGGAUUGAGAAGCUUCAUUCUGACUUAAGAAGUAAUGGUUUUAAAUUUAAAAUCCAAGAUUUGAUGUCAUUUUUGGAUGAAAAGUGCAUAACAUUCCGAACUUCAAACAGUGGUCCCAGGGUGAAGAAAAAAAAGCAAAAACCAGGCAAUAGUAAAAAGCAGAUUUCUGCUUCCACAAAUUCUGACGAAUGAACAAUCAAAUUAGUUUUUAUUGAAAAAAGUAGAUUAAUUGGUUUUAGUACCUUUUAAAGUUAAUGACAGUACAUGCUUGCAACAAAUUUUAUUCCUUAACUUUUGUCUUGUUAAAUAAUCAAUUUUUUUUUUUAUUUCUUUUGUUUGUAGAGAUUGGGUAGUGUGUUAUUCUGUUCAAGUUACUAAGACUGACGAUUGUGAUAAAUGUAGUGUUCUGAAAUGGGAAAAUAAAAAGAUUUGUAACUUCAAAUAAACACUUUAAAAGAUG